Messenger RNA from Theobroma cacao (cacao), 6210 nucleotides. RefSeq names its product Enhancer of polycomb-like transcription factor protein. Gene Ontology annotation, biological process: regulation of transcription by RNA polymerase II. NCBI's taxonomy places the organism in Eukaryota, Viridiplantae, Streptophyta, Magnoliopsida, Malvales, Malvaceae. Gene Ontology annotation, cellular component: NuA4 histone acetyltransferase complex. The record is from RefSeq and is a predicted model, not a curated record.
UGUUAUUUUGCCACGUAUCUAAAACCUUACUCUCGUGAAACCGAAAGAAACCCUAGCUCUCGUCCCGUCUCACACGGUAAAAAAAAAAGAAAAAAAAUUGAAUUUCCAGAAAAAAAAAAUUAUCGAGAAAUUAAUUUCAAAAAUCGACAAAUCUAUUAGGGUUUCAAUUCGAAAUCCCUAGAUUCAAACCCUAGUCGACGCUCGUACUCUUGAUAUUCACGAUUCAGCGGAGAAAUUGAUGUUAUUUGAUAUACCGAUCCAGAUCUGAAAAAUGUGUGAUGGGAAUGUGAAAAGUGGGGGAUUGGGGUUUCCCUGUUUGGAUUGAAGGAUUGUUGAUGGAAAAUAGAAUAGGAAACUCUCAUGGAGCGGAAAUUCCUAGGAAAUCAAGAUCUUUGGAUCUUAAGAGUUUGUAUAAAUCUGGUGAUUCUAAGGAGUCUUCUAAAAAUAAGAGCUUGAAGAGGAAAGAUAGUUCACAAGAAGGUGAUGAUGAGAAGAGGAGUAGUAAUAAUAACAAGAGAAAGAAAAGUAGGAAAGCGUUGCCUCUCAGUAGUUUUAGAACCGUUGAUGGUAGCAAUAGUAGCAAGAGUUUAACAGAAGUGUAUAAUGGGGGGUUCAGUUCGGGGUUGCAUGAUUCGGAAAGUUUGAAGAAUUUGGGUUUGAGUCAGAAAUUAAAAAAUGGUUGUGGUGCUAAUGGCAUUUCACUUAGUUUGGGUGACAGUGAGACUAGGAUUCCAAGGCGUAAACGUGGGUUUGUGGGGCGGAACAAGUUUGAGGGUGGUCAAAGGUUGAAGUUGGCAGGGCGAUCUAGUAGUACAGUUGUUGAUGUUAAGGAGGAAGUGAAGUUAACCAGUGAAGAUUCUGGCACUCAGAAUGAGUCUUCCAAGGUUAAACAGAAGAAGUUUAUUGAUGAUUUUAAGGAAAAUAGAAACAGUGAGUCCAGUUUAGUUCAGCAUUUAAAGGAAGAAGAUGGUGUUGCUGCUUACCUAGCUGUAAAUGAUGGUGACUCUUUGUUAAAAAAAUCACAGAGGAAUCCUAGGAAGAGGAAGGAUUCGGUGAAGGGUGGUAAAAGCGUUGCAAAGAAGGCUGAGAUUUUAGUUGGUUCUUCUGUUAAGACGUGUGAUGAUUUUAAAGAAGAUGAUGAAGAGAAUCUUGAAGAGAAUGCAGCUAGGAUGUUAUCAUCACGGUUUGACCCGAGCUGUACUGGCUUUUCUUCAAACAGCAAAGUCUCUGUAUCACCAUCUGAGAAUGGAUUUUCUUUUCUCUUAUCUUCUGGUCAGAAUGCUAGUUCUGGGUCUAAGACUUUUUCUGGUUCGGAAUCUGCAUCUGUUGAUGCUUCUGGUAGAGUGUUGAGACCAAGGAAAAGUCAUAAAGAGAAAAGCAACUCGAGGAAAAGGCGCCAUUUUUAUGAAAUUUACUCUGGAGAUUUGGACGCGUCCUGGGUGUUGAAUAGAAGAAUCAAGGUGUUUUGGCCUUUGGACAAGAGUUGGUAUUAUGGCCUUGUCAAUGAGUAUGACAAAGAGAGAAAGCUUCACCAUGUAAAAUAUGAUGAUCGUGAUGAGGAGUGGAUAAAUUUACAGAAUGAGAGGUUUAAACUCUUGCUUUUUCCCAGUGAAGUUCCCAGCAAGUCUGAGCGGAAAAGAUCCCGGCGAAAGAGGUGUUCUGAUGAUAGAAUCAGGAACUUGAAGCCCAACAGGGAGGAGAAGAGAAAUGUUGUGACAGAAGAUGACAGUGGUAAUGGGAGCUAUAUGGAUUCAGAGCCAAUCAUCUCCUGGUUGGCACGCUCUAGUCAUCGUGUCAAAUCCUGCCCUUUGCGUGCUGUGAAGAGACAGAAAACAUCUGCCUCAUCUCAUAGUUCUCCGGGCCAACCGUUGUUGUGUGAUGAGGCGGUGGAUGAAAACAGUUGUCUGUACAGGGUUUCAUUGAGAGUGGACAAAAUUGAAUUGUCUGGUGCCUCUGCAUUGUCAGACAGACCAGUUGAUGGCAUUAGGGUUGAGGAUUCUUCCUUGGGUAGCACCAGUUGCCUCAAGGACAGCAAACAUCCUAUCGUAUAUUUUAGAAGGCGGUUUCGCAGGACAGAGAAAGCAUUGUGUCAGGCUUCUGAAGGCAAUUGUGUUGCCAGUAGUGUAUCUGAAUCUAUAACUUCCCUAGCUUCUGUUGAUGAAUUUCAGGAUUUGGGAGAACUUGAUGUUUGUCUGGGAAGGUUGGAUCCUGAAGGAGAUUUGUUGUUUAGUGAUAAUGCAGGGCAGUUACGAUUAAAUAUUUCUUUGUUACGUACAAAACAAUUCAGGUUUGGGUUGAGCUUCCCUGUGUUCUCUGUCUCAAAUAACUUAUUUGGAACAAAGAGCUUUUCGCUGGUUCAUACUUUGUUGCUGCUUCAGUGUGGUACGGUGAUGACUAUCUGGCCAAUGGUUCAUCUGGAGAUCCUUUUUGUUGAUAAUGAAGUUGGGCUAAGGUUUCUUUUGUUUGAAGGUUCCCUGAAACAGGCUGUAGCUUUUGUUUUCCGGGUCCUGACGGUAUUUUAUCUACCUACUGAGCAGGGGAAGUUUGCUGACCUGCAGUUGCCUGUAACUUCAAUCAGGUUCAAGUUUUCUUGCUCUCAAGAUUUUAGGAAGCAGAUUGUCUUUGCAUUUUACAACUUCCAUGAAGUGAAGCAUUCAAAAUGGGUGUUCUUGGAUUCUAAGCUGAAAAGACAGUGUCUGAUCACUAGGCAAUUACCUCUGUCUGAGUGCACUUAUGAUAACAUUAAGGCUCUUCAGAAUGGAACUAAUCAGCUACAUAGUUCUCCUGCUUACAAAGACUCCUCAUCACUUGAGGGUUUAAGGAGGAGAAGGUAUAGGCAGGGUAUCAGCCUUAUGGGUGUCUCCAGAGAAUCUAGUUUUCUGAAAGUUGGCCAAUUUACUUCCAGUUCUGAGAAGAAGCACAGAAAUCUUCCUCUGUUUGCCCUUUCUUUUGGUGCUGCACCUACUUUCUUUCUUAGUUUGCAUCUUAAGCUACUUAUGGAACAUAGUGUUGCUCGCAUCAGCUUUCAGGAUCAUGACUCCAAUGAGCAGCUAGGAAGCUCUGGCGAUUUGAUGGUGGAUGACAGUUCUAAUAGAGAGGACUGUGUGGACAAAAGGUUUGACAGUAGUAGUGUAGAGAAAAAUCUGAAGGCUUCAUCAAAGGAUGCUGCUUCUGACACUGAGUUAACAACUCUUGAUCUCUCUGUUUGUGGUGAUGAACAUUGGAAAAAGUCCUCACAGAAGUAUGAAAAUGGUGAUCAAACUAUUGAUGGAACUUUUGCCAGCUCUCAUGAACCUGAAGAAGUUGGAGCCACCGCUAUUGUUCCAUUACAGAAGCAACAAUGUGCCCAUUCAGAGUCUGAGCAACUUGUUUCAUCAUCAAAGUCACUAGUUGAUGGUGAUAGGAACAAUGCAGGGUCUAAUUCCGUUUUGAAUGAUAUUAGGGUCGAGAUUCCAUCCUUUGAUCAAUAUGAAAAUCAUAUUGAUGGCGAAUUACCCGGUACUCAACAGUCUAGUGAUUUGACUUGGAAUAUGAAUGGUGGCAUUAUCCCAAGCCCUAAUCCUACUGCUCCUAGAAGUACAUGGCAUCGGAAUAGAAGUAGUUCCUCAUCGAUUGGUUAUAAUGCCCAUGGAUGGUCAGAAGGAAAGGCUGAUUUCUUCCACAAUAAUUUUGGAAAUGGACCUAAGAAGCCACGAACCCAGGUAUCAUACUCAAUGCCCUUUGGAGGUUUAGAUUACAGCUCAAAAAAUAAAGGCCACCACCAGAGAGGUCCUCCUCACAAGCGAAUUAGGAGGGCUAAUGAGAAGAGGUCUUCUGAUGUUUCUAGAGGUUCCCAAAAAAACUUGGAGUUAUUAUCUUGUGAUGCAAAUUUACUAAUUACUCUUGGUGACAGAGGAUGGAGAGAAUGUGGAGCACAGGUUGCGCUAGAGCUUUUUGAUCAUAAUGAAUGGAAGCUGGCUGUGAAAGUUUCAGGGUCUACGAGGUACUCUCACAAGGCACAUCAGUUCCUGCAGCCUGGGUCUACCAAUCGUUAUACGCAUGCUAUGAUGUGGAAAGGAGGAAAGGAUUGGAUCUUGGAGUUCACUGACAGGAGCCAGUGGGCUCUUUUUAAGGAGAUGCAUGAAGAGUGCUACAAUCGUAACAUUCGUGCUGCUUCAGUUAAGAACAUUCCUAUUCCAGGGGUUCGCUUGAUAGAGGAAUAUGAUGAAAAUGCAGAAGUGACAUUUUUUCGCAGUUCUUCCAAAUACUUGCGGCAGGUUGAAACGGAUGUUGAGAUGGCUUUGGAUCCAUCCCAUGUUUUAUAUGACAUGGAUAGUGAUGAUGAACAGUGGAUUUCAAGAAUUCGCAGAUCUUCAGAAAGUGAUGUUAGCAGCUGCUCAUUGGAAUUUUCUGAUGAAUUGUUUGAGAAGACAAUGGACAUUUUUGAGAAGGCUGCCUAUACUCAACAGUGUGAUCAGUUUAAUUCUGAUGAAAUACAAGAGCUCAUGGCUGGAGUUGGGUCCAUGAAAGUAAUCAGACCGAUCUAUGAGCAUUGGCGACAGAAGAGGCAGAGAGUUGGACUGCCUUUAAUUCGGCAUCUUCAGCCGCCAUUGUGGGAAAUGUAUCAACGGCAAGUGAGAGAGUGGGAGCUAUCUAUGUCAAAAGUUAACCCUAUUCUCCCCAAUGGAUGCUCAGAUAAGGUUCCAUCCAUUGAGAAGCCCCCCAUGUUUGCUUUCUGUUUGAAACCCCGGGGUUUGGAAGUGCCAAACAAAGGGUCAAAACCAAGAUCUCAGCGGAAAAUUUCAGUUUCUGGUCAAAGCAACCAUGCGUUGGGGGAUCAUGAGGGUUGUCAUUCCUUUGGAAGAAGAUCAAAUGGAUUCCUGUUUGGGGAUGAAAAGGUUCUAUAUCCUGUGCAUAACUAUGAAUCUUUAGAGGAUUCCCCACUGUCUCAGGCAUCACCAAGGGUAUUUUCACCACGAGAUGUAGGCAGCAUGGGAUAUUUCUCCAUGGGCAGUGAUGGGUUUAAUAAGAAAUAUCACCAGAAACUUCAAAGGAGCAAGUCAAAGAAAUUUGGCAAUUUUCUAUCAUCAAAUGACGCACAAAUGAUGGCUUCAUAUAGCCAGAGACUAAUGGGCAAGAGAAAUGGAAUUCGUCAGUGGAACAUGGGCUUUUCUGAGUGGCAAAGCCAGCGGCAUUCCUUCUCAGAUGGUUUUCAAAGGCAUGGCCCCGAACAGUUGGAUAAUUCUGAUAUUGAUGAGUUCAGGUUGCGUGAUGCAUCUAGCGCAGCCCAGCAGGCACUUAAUAUGGCCAAGUUCAAAAGAGAGAGAGCUCAGAGAUUGCUUUUCAGAGCAGAUCUAGCAAUUCACAAGGCUGUGGUUGCUCUCAUGACUGCAGAGGCAAUCAAAGAAUCUUCUGAGGACUUAAAUGGUGAUGGGUAGAAUAAUCUGAUGAAAUAUGGAGGGUGGACAGAAUGAAAUUAGCCAGCACCAUGCAUUUCUGGAAUUGAAGAGUACCUAAAGAAUUGAGAUUGUUUUUGCUGGAAUGGGUCUGGUUUUUCCAUUCUCAGUGAUGGUGGCCAGGAGUUGUUGACUGAUCCAGUGUAAAAGUUCUAACAGGAGAGCUGUGAGCAGUAAGAGUAGUACUUUGCUUCUGCUGCAUAUCGUGGCAGUGUUUUUUUGUGCAACUUCACAGCUUUUUCAGUCAGUAGGUUUUGUUAAUCCCAACAGCAGGCUACCAGUUGAGUGCAACUGUUGUUUGAUCCUGCGGGUAAGGGGUGUAUGGAAUUUUGGCAGCCGAUCUUUGUACAGAUAUAUAUUUUUUUUCCUUACCUCUUAUUUUGUUCGAUUUUUCCCCUUAGCCUUGAUGUCAGAGUAGCAGUUGGCCCAAAUAAUACAGCACCCCUUUGAAUCAAAUUACAAUUUCCUGUCUGAUUGAAAUGUUUGGAGCAUUUCGUAGGUACGUAUCAACCAAAAGCGCACAUCUGAAAUGAGGAAAUAGAGAAUGCUGUAAGUAAUUAUCUUUAUAAAUUUUCACAGAGAUUCAUUAGAAGGGAAGAAUCUUUUGUUGCUUCACAUUGUUUCAUGUGUCUUAUUGAUUUUGAAUUGUCUGGAGCAAUAGAUGAUUUGGGAAGCGUUUAUGUACAGCCUGUUCCUUGUUUUUCUGUAUUGCUUCAAGAAAUAACAGCAACAUGUCCCAAACAGAAGCAACAUAUAUCCUUCAUAAUUUUAUUUA